ACAUGGAUCGAAAAUCUCUUUGCAACUUGCGAUGGCUCGUUAUUAGCGAGUAUCAUGGGCGCCGCUGAGCUCUAUCAAGUGGACCCAUUUGCUCCCUCGAACGGCACAACCCUCAUCCACACAUUUCCAGAAGCAACCGCUCUCUUUGGCAUCGCAGAGCUUAGCCGCGGCAACUAUGCCGUCAUCGCCAGCCUCUUCAAUUCGACAUCUCUUUCGGGCACCAACUGGACUGUCUGGAGCGUAGAGCUACAACGAAACACCGCCGCGGAAGUCUCCAAAAUCGCCGACGUACCAGAUGCAGGAUUCCUCAACGGAAUGACGGCGUUGAACAACCACACACUCUUGAUCGCAGACUCCGCAAAUGGCACUGUCAUCAAGCUUGACACCAGGAAUGGAACGUACGAAACAGCCAUCGACGACGCCAGCAUGAAGAUCCUCCCCGGCGCGCCUCUUCCGGUCGGCAUCAAUGGUCUCAAGCUCCACCGCGAAUACCUAUACUACACGAGUUCAACCCAAGGAAGCGUCAAUCGCGUCAAGGUGGACAAGGAGGGCUACGCAUCCGGUCCCAUCGAGACAAUCUCCAACAGCACCACACUUGUUGAUGAGCUCGUUGUCGCUAGGGACGGCAGUGCGAUCGUGGCCCGGCCAUUGGGAAAUGACGUUGCGAGAUUCUCGCUCGAUGGCACCCAUGAGAUCCUCGCUGGAGGUCUGAAUUCCUCGGACGUUGCUGGUGCCGUCAGUGUCACGCUUGGAAGAACUAAGAAGGAUAGAAAUGUUGUUUAUGUUUCCACAAAUGGUGGUAUCGCAGCGCCUGUCAAUGGUACUUUUACGGAAGGAGGAAAGGUUGUAGCGAUUACGCUGCAAUAAGGAUUUUAUAUGUAAUUAGAGUAUGUUGUAAAAUAAAGACGCUCGAGAUAGAAAAUA
Aaosphaeria arxii CBS 175.79 is the source of this 924-nucleotide messenger RNA. RefSeq lists its product as uncharacterized. Lineage: Eukaryota; Fungi; Ascomycota; Dothideomycetes; Pleosporales. The record is from RefSeq and is a predicted model, not a curated record. The coding region runs from base 55 to 867 and encodes 270 amino acids. The transcript has a single exon.